Puntigrus tetrazona (Sumatra barb) is the source of this 3556-nucleotide messenger RNA. RefSeq names its product RIPOR family member 3 (gene ripor3). The record is from RefSeq and is a predicted model, not a curated record. The transcript is spliced from 22 exons. Bases 265 to 3303 code for a protein of 1012 amino acids. NCBI's taxonomy places the organism in Eukaryota, Metazoa, Chordata, Actinopteri, Cypriniformes, Cyprinidae.
CAGUGCAGGAUGAGAGAAGUAGGAGAAAGCUAGUUGCAUUCGGUGGCUUCACUUUUCGCUCUGUACAAGCAGCUUCUCAGAAUCAGGUGUCAUUUCUGGCUGCUGGAGAAACUCACGCUAUCAGGAGUCAACAGACAUCUGCUGCCACACACACACACACACGCGUGCACGCUACCGCAGAGAUGAGCACAAAUGUGCAUUCGCUUAGUUGUCAGACGUAACCCGGCUCUGGAAUAGAAGAGCUCUGAAGCAGGUGGAGGCGAGAUGUCAGUAAAGCUGAAGUUUGAUUGUCCGGCCGAUGGCGGGAUGGUGCAGCGGAGCCGAUCCUUCACUGGAGUAAACGCACUCGGUGGCCGGAGAAGACUUUCGUCGGCUCGUAGCUCUCUCCGCUCAAAAGUUGUAGCAGGGAAAUCUCCCAGAAUGCCCUCCUCGAGUCGGGCGGGCAGCAGCAUCUGGGGGCAACAGCCUGAGCAGGUGGACAGGAUCUUUCAGGCUUUGAGGAAAGGGCUCAAGGACUACUUGGAAAACCAUCAAACAGAGCUAGACUUCCUGUCAUCCCAGCAGAGAGACACAAAGAGGAACUCCAGACUGGCUUUUUUCUAUGACCUGGAAAAGGAGAUACGAGCCUUAGAGAGAUACAUACGGCGCCUUGAGUUUCAAAUCAGUAAGGUAACACAGCUUGAAAAUACUUUAAUUUGGUUAUAUAUGCGAACGCUAGUCAGAUGCGCUAAGAAUAACCCUGUGUCAUGUGAAUGUGGAUUUAAACAGGUUGAAGAGCUGUAUGAGUCCUAUUGUAUCCAGUGGAGACUCUGCCAAGGAGCUUUGAACAUGAAGAGAGCUUUCUCUCUGUCCCCGUCUUCACGACAGUCUAGAGAAAGUCUGCUAGAGCUGAACCGCAACCACAGACACAGCCUGGAGGAUAUGUGUGCAAUGGAAGGAGAACUGGAAAUCCUGCUGGGCGAGCUGCAAAUCAAAAUGAAAGGGUUGAUAGGAUUUGCUCGACUCUGCCCUGGAGAUCAGUAUGAGGUGUUGGUCCGGCUGGGCCGACAGAGGUGGAGAAUCAGAGGUCGAAUCCAGACAGAUGACAGACAGCUGUGGGAUGAAGAAGAGAUGGUCUUCCUCCCUCACAUCCAUGGGAACUUUGAGAUUAAGGUAACAGAGGUCAAGGGGUUGAGCUCUAUCCUGGUUGGCAUGGUUACGUGCAGGAGUGCAGAUUUUUUCACGGCGAGGCCCCAGAUGAUGGUUGUGGACAUUACAGAGCUGGGAACCAUCAAGCUACAGCUAGAGGUGGUUUGGAAUCCAUUUGAUAGCUGUGAGGUGAGGCCUCUCACAGCGUCCGCCAGCCGCCAGUCCAUCCACAGCAGAAAGGGAUCCGUAUAUAGCUGGACGCCUCCCAACACACCCAGUUUCACUGAGAAAUACUUUCUAUCUAUGGUGCGUCAGAUACAGGAUGCGGAUGGCUCUUUCUCCAUUGGCUCACGUGAAUCGAGGGGCGUGUCUUUGCUCAGCUACCUGGCUGACUCCACCCAGGCACUCAGUCCUCCUGCCUAUGAGAAGACAAGCGACCCACCAGCCACACAACACCCCGUUCUAGACACUAAGUUACAGGAUGACGAUCUGCUCAAGACGCCCACAGAAGAUGCUGACGAGAGUGUGGAAUGGCCAUCGGAGACAGACACCGCUUCACCCAGUCCCGCGGGCAGCAAACGAGACUCCAUAUUCCUCUUCCACCGCUACAGCACGCCUGACAUCCUCAAGCAAAAUGGAGAGGCGACCCCCAGCACAGGUGAAGGAGACUCACAAGAGACGACGGCUCCGAAUGAGGCCCCUGAAGAGGAGUCCUCGUUCAAGCAGGGAAUUGAAGACAGACUCCUGGUGAAGGACAGAAAAGCGGGCAGAGCUCAGAAGAGAGCCGUGGCUAAGAGAGUCAGCUCACUGCUAGAAGACCUGAACACAGAGCUGCAGGAAGUGAGCAAUGCAGAGACAUUAAAGAAGCUAGAUCUGCAGAUACGCCAGCUGAACGAAGUCUUAAAGAAGGACCUUGACCCUCCACAGCCGCCCUCAUCUCAGACACUAGCAGUAGAGGAAGAGGAAGUGCUGGGCAGCUUCGACUUCCUCUCUGCAGAUUGUAAUGAAGAUGAAAUAUCAAAUGUGGGUAGCAUCAGACUCAGGUACACUGGCAUUGGUUCCUUUAACGAGAACACGCUGAAAAGCAUGGGUCUGUCAUCUCAGGAUAAAACCUCUCCGUCCUCAGAAGACGCAGCUGAGGGAGAGGUCAAGCAGAGAGGAGACAGUGCAGGAAAGCCGUCCCUCAGUACGGGGCUCUACGGCCUGGAUCAAGCUCUCGAAACCCACCUCAGUGUCUGCGCAGUGCUGCUGAGGGCUCUGAAGCGUUCCGAAUCCGAUCUCGUGCACAAAGACGUGAUGGAGGAGCUCUCGCGGCAAGUUGACGUGCUCGAAAAAACCGUCACUCUGUCACAAAGGCAGAUAGAGGAGAUCUCGGUGUCAGAACUGUUGGCUGGAGCUCCUAAGGGGAUUGAAGUAUUUUGGAAGGAGUGCUGCGAGAGUGACUUGCCUUUCUGCUGCUCCACGGAUGGCUUUCUCAGGACACUGCGCAAACAUUACAUCCACAAAGUCAAAGCCAAACAGCCAGGCCAGGCUGAUGCAGUUUUCAGUCAGUUGCUGCAUCAGGUGCAGUGCAGCUGUAUGAUGGCGUCUGUGACUCCGUGCACUACAGACCGAGUGACUGUGUUUCAGAUGUUAGUCUACCUCAACAGAUGGAGCAUCACUGACUUUGGGGAGCACAUCUCUCUCCUCUCUAAAGAAGUGUAUCUAAUAGCCAGUCUGGAGAGUCCCAAGAGGAGGCGAGCUCUGAAGAAGCUGAAAGGCAAGCGCGUCUCUGAGCUGCAGCCGACGGGACGCACGCUCCGGCUCCUGAGCAAGCUGCAGACAGACCCCAAUCACAAGGUGGCUUCAGCGGCCGCGUCCUGCCUCGGCAGGGCCUCGCGGUCCAAAUCCUUCAGGGCGAAGGCGGUGGUUCACUACACAGAUCUGCUGAGAAACAGCAACACACACGUGCGGCACGAGGCCUGUCUGGCUCUGAAAAGUCUGAAGGCCUCAGAGAGCGCAGAGCAGGUGGCUGAACUGUGGCGCUCUACAGAUGAAGACCUGAGGAACGCCGCACGAGAGACCGUGCUGUCCUUCGGUAAGAAAGGCCACAUGGCUUUCCAGCGUAUGGACCAGAUCUACGAGCUACAGGACGAGGCUUACAAGAACCUGGAAACGGAAAUCACAAUCUUAUAGGAAGACCAAAAACUCUUUUGGAUUGGAUGGUGCUGAGAGAAUGUGAGGUUUUGAUUGAACACAUUUUAUCUGCGUGUUCACACAUUGCCAAGUAUUUAAUAUGCAGUUUUAUUAUUUUAUAUGUUCUUUUAAGUAAUUAUUUUAAUUUUUUUAAUUUUAAAUGAAAUAUUUAUGAAUAAACCGUCUUCUAUAUUUCUCAUGUAUCAAAAUGAGUAAACAUGAAAUAUAUUUACAAUAAAUGUAAAUAAGAGAA